Molecule: messenger RNA, 2789 nt
Organism: Seriola aureovittata
Lineage: Eukaryota; Metazoa; Chordata; Actinopteri; Carangiformes; Carangidae
Gene: atg10
Product: ATG10 autophagy related 10 homolog (S. cerevisiae)
Exons: 7
Coding region: 483-1262 (259 amino acids)
Biological process (GO): protein modification by small protein conjugation; protein lipidation; macroautophagy
Cellular component (GO): intracellular anatomical structure
Molecular function (GO): Atg12 transferase activity
Source: RefSeq, a predicted model, not a curated record
GUGGAGCUGCUGUUUGGCGCCAUCUAGUGGCGCUGGAGACAAACACCAGGCUGAGGACUAAUGGAGGACAGACGGGUCUGAAUGAGACCUGGUUCUGGUUCUGGUUCUGGUUCUGUGACAGCCUUCCUGUAAGCGGCGCUGCGAACACACUCUCGGUGUUUAAGUCUGUUGUCUGACUGAGAGCUGGGAUCAGCGGCUGAGCUGACGUCACGGUUGAAGUCAUGUGAUUUCGCAACCCGGAAGAGAAGCGCUCGUCUUGUUCCCUCGGAAGUGGAGAGGCUCUGGACCCGGUCGGGGUCUUCGUGUGCGAGUCUGUUAAUCCUGCGGCAGGGUCACAUGUCGGAGGAUGGUCCAGGACCAGGACCAGAACCAGGACCAGAACCAGGACCAGAACCAGGACGAGAAGGACCAGCAGAGGCCCGGUCCACUGUCUGACUGAACUCUGAGGCGGAAGUAAAGUGGCGUUCUUUCAAAAUACAGACAUGAGCUCCUGUGUGCUGGAGGAGGAGACCUUCCACCGCUGCUGUCGGCUCCUCCUGCAGCUGUCGCAGCAGCUGGGAGACGGCUGGAGCUGGGAGCCGGUCCAGGGUUCACAGGAAGGCUACCUGAGGAAGACUGCUCUCAGGUCAGUCGUCAUUGACCCGAGGCCGGUUUGGGACCAGGAAGAAUCCAGUUCAGACUGUGGACAGGAAGAGGAACAGUCGGCUCCCGUCGCCUCAGCUGAUGCCGACACCAUCAGAUCUGACGCAGAGGACGAAGAUGACGAAGACGAGGGGGUCUGUGCGGCGUGUGACGGCGACAGCCAGGUGCUUCAGUACGAGUAUCACGUCCUGUUCUCCUGCAGCUACCGGACUCCGGUGCUCUACUUCAGAGCCUCCACUCUGGAGGGGAGGAGCCUGUCACUGGAGGAGGUGUGGGGCUCCGUUCAUCCAAACUUCAGGGUCCGGCUUCAGAGCAGUCCUCUCAGUACAGUCACUCAGCAGGAGCAUCCUCUGCUGGGUCAGCCUUUCUUCAUGCUCCACCCCUGCAGGACAGAGGAGUUCAUGAGGCCCGUGCUGCAGGCGGCUCAGGACCAGCACAGACCAGUGAACUACGUGUUGACGUGGCUCAGUGUGGUGGGUCCUGUGGUCGGUCUGGAAGUCCCCCUGCAGUACUCCACCCAGCUCCAUCCUGCAGCCUCUGUCUGCAUGGACCCGGCUGAUGAUGACCCGGCUGAUGAUGACCCGGCUGAUGAUGACCCGGCUGAUGAUGGACCCGACUGAUGAUGGACCCGGCUGAUGAUGGACCCGGCUGAUGAUGACCCGGCUGAUGAUGGACCCGGCUGAUGAUGACCCGGCUGAUGAUGACCCGGCUGAUGAUGACCCGGCUGAUGAUGACCCGGCUGAUGAUGACCCGGCUGUCUGGGCAGUGGAUGAGGUUAAACUACGUUAGUAACAACUGAAACAGUGAUAAAAAGCUCAGGUCGCUUCUGAUCUGGUGGCUGUUCCCAGACCUGCUGUCUCUGUAAUGAGCUGGACAUCAGGGACAGUAAGAGCUGUUAGCAUGAUGCUAAAUGUUUACUUCCUGUAUGUAUUUACAUAAACUGACAGUAAAUGACUUUGCCAACAGUCUGUUCGUGCUACAUGCACAGAGGCAGGAAGUGACGGUGUGACCUCCACUGUCUGAAGUCUCAGCAGCUCAACAUGGGCCGGUUUCACAAACAUAGACUUUGACUGUGGCUGAGACACAACAAAUAGUCAGACAGACAGUGAAUUCUGGGUAAAUUAGACUUUUUUUCAACAUAAAAACUUGAAUCUUCUCAUGGUUGUUUCCCUCCUUCACUCAGACUAGUUUCAGGCUGCACCCAGUUUAUCCAGAGUCUCAGGAAAUAUUUUGUUGAAUUUUGUAAUUUCUGUGUGAAGUCUUGAGUAAUGUCCCUGACCAUGACCUUUGACCUUCAGCCACCAAAUUCUAAUCAGUUCACCCUUGAUUCCUAGUAAAUGUUUGUGAUAAAUUUGAAGUCGUUACUGAGAUAUCGUGUCCAUGAGAAUGGGACGGAUUAAAAACCUGAUUUGGAAAAAAAUGGCCGCCGUCUCUAAAAGCUCUUUCCCUCUCUUUGCUCUCUCCAGAACAAUGUCAGCAAACCGCAAAUUAUGAGCCACGUUUUCUUUUCUUUUUUUGUUGUUGUUGGUUUCCACUGGUCAAUGCAGGUGUCACUGAUUGUUACCAUGGUAACACUGGUCUUAGACCUGAGUUAGCCUGGGAGGAAGGUGCCUACUGUCUUUGUUUUGGUGGAACGCUCUGACUGACAUCAGACUGAUCUGGACCAACACUACAGACCGGUCUGACAUCUCUGUGGAACCGGACCCUGGUUUGACUGAUGCCCUGGUCGGACCUCUGUGUCUCUGCAGGUGACAUCAUAAAGAGACGGUCUGAUUCUGGUCUGUAUGAAACGUGUCCUGACACGACGUCUGUUGACUCUGUGUCGUAUGAAUAAAUGUGACUCUAAUAAUCAGAGAAACUCAGGCAGAGCUGCACUGAUCUUCUUCUCACUGAAACACAGUCACACAGAGACAUUCAGGACUCGUCCGUCCAGAUGGACUGAGUCCACCUGUGGAUGAUGGACUGUGUGUUUACGUCCCGGGGAAAGAUGCACUAACGCUGCGGUUGUGACCAAAGACUUCACCUGAACUCGAGCGGGAAACACUGUGCACCUGGUGGCUGCUGCUCUGACCCGUGUUUGUCUCUUCUAUGUUGCACUGAGCAUCAACAGUAUGAACGAAUGCAAAUAAACCUGAACCUGAACAUGA